AUGCCUGUCGUCGUCGUCGUCGCUGCUCCUUUGUUCAACAAAUGUUCAUCUAUGAAACAACUAGCAAAUGGAAAUGUUCAGCAUAUAGCUAAAUGCCAGAAAAACCCUACACACGACUGCAGAGUACAAUCCAGAUCAGUAUUUAUGGGAGCCAGAGUUUACUCUCGCCGGAAGGAGCUUACGAAUGAAAGAAGUCAGACCUUAAAAUGCAGCCACUAUGUUCCUGCUGUCAUCCCAGAAAACACUGCCCUUCCAUGUGUAGUCUACUGCCAUGGGAAUAGUGGAUGCAGAGCAGAUGCAAAUGAAGCCGCUGUCAUACUUCUUCCUUCAAAUAUCACUCUUUUUACACUUGACUUUGCCGGAUCAGGGCUAUCAAGUGGAGAUUAUGUCAGCCUUGGUUGGCAUGAGAAGCAGGAUCUCAAAUGUGCUGUGUCCUUUCUGCGUAACAAUAAGCAAGUUUCUCGUAUAGGCCUUUGGGGGCGCUCGAUGGGUGCUGUUACAAGUCUGCUAUAUGGAGCAGAAGACCCCUCAAUUGCAGGCAUGGUUCUGGAUAGUGCUUUCGCUAACUUAUAUGACUUGAUGAUGGAGCUCGUAGAAGUUUACAAAAUACGAGUUCCUAAGUUCACGGUUAAGAUGGCUGUUCAGUACAUGCGACGUGUCAUUCAGAGAAGAGCUAAAUUUGACAUAAUGGAUCUUAAUGUUGUCCAGUUUGCACCCAAGACGUUUAUUCCUGCAUUAUUUGGACAUGCUUCAAAUGAUAUGUUUAUUCAGCCACAUCACACAGAACGUAUUCAUCAGGCAUAUGCUGGGGAUAAAAAUCUAAUCAAAUUUGAGGGUGAUCACAAUUCCCCAAGGCCCCAGUUUUAUUACGACUCUGUUUCAAUAUUCUUCUACAAUGUUCUUCACCCACCUCAGUUUCCUUCAACUUGCACAAAUAAAUUUGAUAAGUAUUACAACCUUGGUGCUUUUAAGGGUGGUGCUGGUACCAAUGAGAGCUUAUUAUAUGAGAUCAUCAAUGGUCUACGGGCAGCUGGCACUGAUGCAGGAAGUUCAUCAGCUGCUACAGCUAAUUUCACAAAUGCUACAAAAUCAGUAGUUGAAUUGCUGACAGAGAGGGUAAAUCAGCUAUCUGUUAAAAAUGAUAAUGACUUGGAUUUUCUUUUGGAUGAAAAUCAUAACCCCACUGAGAUGGACGGUAACACAGGAGAGUGUCAUUUAGAGGAUAAAGCAAACAGACAAACAGAGGAAUGCUGUUCAUACACCAGCUCAAACAGAGAGAGCUGGGGAAGAUGUUCCUCCUUGGGUGGAGCUAGUGAUGGAUCGUCAUCAGGCGAGCAGCCUGAGAUACCUAAUCAUAAGCUCAAGAGCAUGACACUAAGGGCUCUAGCAAGCGCCACUGAGAGGCAGUACGAAGGAAACCUCUACCUCUCUCACGAUCCCGAAGGAGAAGAAGAAUCAAUCACUGUGGAAGAGAACCUGCGCUGCGAUUUGGAGCUUCUGACAUUCAGCGCCAAUCAUGCUGUGUACAUUGGUUGA
This is a messenger RNA of Miscanthus lutarioriparius, 1536 nucleotides long. The record is from the annotation of a GenBank genome assembly. Lineage: Eukaryota; Viridiplantae; Streptophyta; Magnoliopsida; Poales; Poaceae.